CAUGGACAGCAGCAGUAGCCACACUCUUCCACGUUGAAGCUUCUCUAUCCCUUCUCUAUCCCUACCCGCCGCCUCUCAUUCACCAUGGACGCGUAACACCCUGCCACAUCACACCCUUCCAAGAUGAUGCGAGUGCUCGAGGCCAAUGCGCCUCCCAAGCAGACGGCGACCGACACCAUCAGCACCCUCAGCAGCCGCCUCACGAGCGCAACCCUUCUCGAGGACCGCCGUGCCGCAAUCCUGGGCCUGCGCAGCUUCGCCAAGGAGUAUCCUGCCUCGGUCGCCUCGGGAGCUCUGCGCCAUCUCAUAGCCUCUCUGGUCAAGGACGCCGAAGAUGUCGACACGCUCAAGGUGGUGCUGGAGACGCUGCUCAUGCUCUUCCACCCAGAUGAGGCGAGCCCAGAAGCUUCAGACGAGAUAGCGCUGUGGCUAGCAGAUCAGUUCUCCCAGCGGCAAGAUAACAUAACCAUUCUCAUCGACCUCCUCGACAAGCCCGACUUCUACUCGCGCCUCUACGCACUGCAACUCAUACGAGCCAUCGCACUCGCACGCCCAGAGCGGACGCAGGAAUGCAUACUUGCCGCCCCGAUGGGCACCACGUACCUCGUGGCCACGCUAGACGACCCCCGAGACGCUGUUCGCAACGAGGGCCUCGUUGUGCUCACCGACCUGUCGAGAUCCUCUACCGAGUUGCAGAAGCUCUUCGUCUUUGAAGAUGCCUUUACAAAAGUCUUCAGCAUGAUACGUGCAGAUGGAGGACUCACCCAAGGCGGCGUAGUCGUGCAGGACUGCCUCAGUCUGUUGGCCACUCUCAUACGCUACAACACGUCCAAUCAGACCAAUAUCCGGGAGAUGGGGCAUGUCGCCCAGUUUGCUGCAUUACUGCCGGGCGGAAAGAAGCCCAAGAAACAGCGAGCAGGUGCUGAAGAGGAGGAUGACUGGCUCAGCCCCCAGAGUGACAAGAACAUCUGGGGUCUCCUAGCCAUCAUGCGCAUGUUCCUCGUCACCGGCAGCGUAGGCACCCUGCAGAAUCAGAAUGUCUUCCAGCAGCAUGGUCUCCUUCGCCAGUUGCUGAACAUUGCAUUCGACCCGGUGACCACAAUGCCUAUCAAGAUCGAAGCCUUGAACACGUGUGCCGAUUUGAUAAGAGGGAAUGCUCGAUUACAAGAGGGCUUUGCUCAAGAGCAGGUGAGGCCGGUGGUAGAACCUGCAACAAACAGCGUUACUUCUCCAAAAAGUGCCGUGCAGGUGUACGUUAUCGAAGCCCUCUUGAACCUGGUUCUUGCUCCAGCUUCGAACGAGCUAUUUGACAUGCGCAACGCGGGUUGCGAGUGCAUCAAAGCUUACUUUCACGGCCACACGCAAAUACAAGAGCACUUCCUGAACCGAGCAAUAGGUGGCCAUGAAGGUGGUGACGAGACGGCAAAUGCACUGACUAUCCUACUAGCGGGACCGCAAGCUUCACCCGCUACCGACCCCUACAGGCUUUGGUUCGCCGCUACCCUGGUCUAUCACCUUAUUUUUAACGAUAUCCAAGCGAAGAGCAUGCUGAUGCAAGUCAAAGAGGGCGAUGCAGAGCGCGGAGAAGAAGUCGUUACCUGUAUACAGACACUGACUGCGAACCUCAUCGCAAGCUUACAGCUUGGCGAGGAUGCGCGAAUAGCCGUCGCCUACCUCAUGCUCCUGUUGGGGUGGCUAUUCGACGAUGCUACCGCAGUCGAUGAUUUUCUUGGAGAGGCGAGCAGUUUACAAAGCCUUGUACAGGCCGUCUUGACUCCUGGAAGUGACCGGGUGGUCAUUCGUGGUCUUUGCGCGGCACUCCUCGGUGUCGUAUACGAGUUCUCCACGAAAGACUCACCAGUACCUCGACGCGAAUUACAGCCUGUUCUCGUUGCAAAGAUUGGCCGCGAGAAGUACCUAGACGCUAUAGUCGAAUUACGCCAUCACCCACUUGUACGUGACUUCGAGGUAUUACCUCGCAUUGGAGGAGCGGGAGGUAGUCUACCAGAGGUAUUCUUCGACGAAGCCUUUAUAGACUUUCUGAAAGACAACUUCAGUCGCUUAUCGCGUGCGAUCGAUCGCAACCCAAAUAUUGAGCAACAUCAAUCACACGAUGGCAUUGAUCGAGACGUAGUAGACGCAUUGCGUGGAGAGAGGGAUGAGAAGGAGCAAACCAUCCAAGAACUCAAAGCGCAACUGAUGACACUAGAGCAGAAGAUAGAUCAAGAGCAAGCGGAACACCGCAAAACCCAACAAUCGGCUGAUGAGCAGCGCAACACGCUCAAGCGAAUUAACGAUAAAUUGCACGACGAUCUCGAUAAAGAGAUCGCAAGCAGAGAUCGCGAAUACAGACAAGCCACACUAGAGCUAGAGAACAAGUACAAUCUUCAAAUUGUUGCCUUGAACAACAAAGUGCAACAGACAAGUAAGGAUGGGAAUCUUGCCAUUUCGAAGGUUCGACAGGAGUACGACGAGAGAUUGCGCGACUCCAACCAGGCUCGUGUUGAAUUGGAGCGCCGCCUCGGCGCAUCCGAUAAAGCCCGUCAGGAGGCGCUCGAGACAAUCCGUAGCCUCGAGCAGACACAACAACGCACGCGCCUUGAGAUAGCCACCAUUACCGAAACACUGCAUAGCCUUCAAAGCAAUGUACAAAAAAGUGAAGCGCAGGUCAAGAAGCUCACGAAUGAGAAGACGUCACUUCAAUCCAAUAUCGACAAUUUGAAAUUGGAGAGUCAAGAGCUUAAAACCAAAGCGCAAGACCAGACCUGGAAGGUCAAGGAUGCGGAGGAGAAGCUUCGGAAAGCUCAAAUUAGUGUAGGAAGCAAGGACAAUGACAUCAAGGAGUUGCAGGACAAGGUGCGCAAAGCCGAGGAAAGUGAAAAUGAGAAGCAGGCUGAGCUGGAUGACUUGUUCGUAUUGCUCAGCGACUUGGAGGAAAAGAGGAGCAAGGACAAAAAACGACUAAAGGCUUUGGGAGAAGAGGUCUCGGAUGCUGAAGAUGAUGAUGACGACGACGACGACGACGAAAAUAGUGAGGGAGAUCAGAGCGGCGACGACGAUGAGGACAAAGAGUAGGACGAUGUCGUCCUCAUGUGCGUUACCACCCCUAGCAAUGACCUGUAAUCUUACUUCAGCGCUAUUGGCACAGACAACCAGCUAUAAACCGCAAUGAUAGACACAUUAUGGUCGCUUCAAGCUAAUGUUUCCUGCCACGUUAUAAGUGAUGUUAGUUACUCCGCUAGAAUCCACAACUCUCCACACA
This is a messenger RNA of Cucurbitaria berberidis CBS 394.84, 3262 nucleotides long. RefSeq names its product intracellular protein transport protein. Gene Ontology annotation, biological process: intracellular protein transport; vesicle fusion with Golgi apparatus; endoplasmic reticulum to Golgi vesicle-mediated transport. Gene Ontology annotation, cellular component: Golgi stack; Golgi membrane; cytoplasm. The record is from RefSeq and is a predicted model, not a curated record. The coding region runs from base 124 to 3075 and encodes 983 amino acids. NCBI's taxonomy places the organism in Eukaryota, Fungi, Ascomycota, Dothideomycetes, Pleosporales, Cucurbitariaceae. The transcript has 4 exons.